Messenger RNA from Homarus americanus (American lobster), 399 nucleotides. RefSeq lists its product as uncharacterized. Bases 1 to 399 code for a protein of 132 amino acids. NCBI's taxonomy places the organism in Eukaryota, Metazoa, Arthropoda, Malacostraca, Decapoda, Nephropidae. The transcript is spliced from 2 exons. The record is from RefSeq and is a predicted model, not a curated record.
AUGCGAUUGCCCCUCACCCUGAGUCUCAAUCCAUGGACAAACCAACAGCCCCACAUUGUAAACAGACGACAACAACCUGGAGAAUUUCUCGAUAAAUUCCUUCAAGAACUUCGAAAGCUCAGUAAGGACUGCAAUCUGAAAGCUGUAGCCGCAGAACAAUAUCGUGAACAGUUGAUCCGUGAUUCCUUCAUCAACGUUAUUGCUUCUCCUCUUAUACGGCAACGACUACUGGGAAACAAGACGCUUGAUUUCCAAAGUGGAUAUAAUCAGACAUAUACUCUGGACUUGGCUCAAAAUAAUUAUGAUGCUUAUGCUUCCCCAAUUGGACACACUGCUGCCAUACCAGCCGCUGAGCCAACUCAAGAGGCUGAUGUAAUAGCUCAAGAAAAAAUGCAGUAG